Nicotiana attenuata is the source of this 1400-nucleotide messenger RNA. Its product is annotated as peroxidase 12-like. Gene Ontology annotation, cellular component: plant-type cell wall; plasmodesma. Bases 66 to 1115 code for a protein of 349 amino acids. NCBI's taxonomy places the organism in Eukaryota, Viridiplantae, Streptophyta, Magnoliopsida, Solanales, Solanaceae. The transcript has 3 exons. Gene Ontology annotation, molecular function: heme binding; peroxidase activity. The record is from RefSeq and is a predicted model, not a curated record. Gene Ontology annotation, biological process: response to oxidative stress; hydrogen peroxide catabolic process.
UUUGAGCCUCAUUCCUGCUGUCUUUGUAUCAAUAUAGCCAGCCAAUAUAGAAAGAGAGAGCAGCCAUGGUGUCAACUACUUCAAGUUUUCUACUUCUUCUUCUUGUUUCUUCUUCCUUGUUUGUAACAGAAGCUCAGAUACCUGCUCCAGUUAAAGGUCUUUCAUGGAAAUUUUAUGAAUCUAGUUGCCCUCAGCUUGAAUCCAUUAUUAGGAAGAGACUUGAAAAACAGAUCAAGGAUGAUGUUGGCCAAGCUGCUGGCUUACUACGCCUUCAUUUCCACGAUUGCUUUGUUCAGGGAUGUGAUGGUUCAGUUUUGCUAGAUGGAUCAGCAGGAGGGCCAAGUGAACAGACUGCAAUUCCUAAUUUGACCCUAAGAAAGAGAUCAUUCAAGAUCAUUGAUGAUCUUAGGAAAAGGGUUCACAAUGCAUGUGGGAAAGUUGUGUCUUGCUCCGAUAUUACAGCUAUUGCUGCUAGGGACUCUGUUGUCUUGACUGGUGGGCCCAACUACAAUGUGCCCUUGGGAAGAAAAGACGGACGGACCUUUGCAACAGAACAAGCAACCUUAGACAACCUUGUUGCGCCAUUUGCCAACACCACAGUCGUCCUCAGUCGGCUUGCAACCAAGGGCUUAGACGCCACCGACGCCGUCGCUUUGUCCGGUGCCCACACCAUCGGAAUCAGCCACUGCACUUCCUUCACCGACCGUCUCUUCCCUAACCAAGACCCAACCAUGGACAAAACAUUCGCCAACAUCCUUAAACGCAGCUGCCCCACAGCUAAUUCUAACAACACUGUCAACAUGGACAUUCGAAGCCCUAAUUUAUUUGACAACAAGUACUACGUUGAUCUCAUGAAUAGGCAAGGGCUUUUCACAUCCGAUCAAGAUUUGUUCACUGAUAGAAGGACUAGGGGAAUUGUCGAGAGCUUUGCUAAGAACCAGUCGCUGUUUUUUGACAAGUUUGUGAUUGGUAUGAUCAAGAUGGGACAAUUGAACGUGGUGACUGGUGGAGAUGGUGAGAUUAGGACAAAGUGUGAUAGGAGGAACAAGAAUAAGAAGCUUGACAUUGCUACUGUUGUUGAAGAGUUGGAGGAAACUUUCUCUGCUUUGUUUUAAGUUUAGUCUUUUGUUUUUGUUUCAAAAAAGCUUUUUAUUACUUUUUUUGUAAUAAUAACGAGUGUCUUAGCUAGCAUAACUGCAUAAUAAUAACCUUUUGUUUUGUGAUGUAAUGUAAGGAGAUGUGUUUGUGAUCUCCUUUAUCUUCUUUUUUUUUUUUUUUACUUUUAAAAAAGUCUGCAUUGCUUGCUCCAUAUAUGGCUGGGAAUCUGGUUCUGGUGAUGAUGAUGGUAUUAAUUAAUUUGCAAAUUGCAGCUUUUAGAGCUGAGACUAUGGAUUGAUUAA